AGAAAGAAGAGAGGACACGUUUAAAAGGAACUUUCAACAAAUUAAAAAAAAAACACAAAAAGCCUCAGAUUUCAAGAGAUGAUGAUCCAAGAUGUCGGAAAUAGAUCAGUCCAGUAACAAUUGGCAAGUUGGAAAGAAAGUUCUUGAAUGUAACAAGUACAUGUAUACCAAACAAAUCCAGUGCGAUGUAACAUUCAAGGUUGGGCAAGAGGGAAAAGAAGUAAAAGCACACAGAUAUGUUUUGGGCAGUAGGAGUUCCGUAUUUUAUGCCAUGCUGUUCGGAAGUCUCUCGGGUAAUUCUACUGACAUCAUUGUUCCUGAUAUUGAACCCGAUAUUUUCCAAGAACUGUUGAGGUUCCUUUAUUAUGAGGAGAUAACUGUAAAGGAGGAAAAUGUUUUAGGGAUUCUGUAUGCUUCAGAGAAGUAUGGUGUGGCUGACCUAAAAGAAUAUUGUAAUUCUUACCUGAAAAACCACAUCAGUGAGGAGUCUGUCUGUACCAUUAUGGAAAAUGCAAAACUGUUUAGUUUAAAUGACUUGUUCACCAAAUGUAUUAACUUUAUAGUAAAAUCAGAGGCUACUACUAAAUCAGUGUUUGAGUCACCGAAUUUUCUUGAGCUAAAUAGAGAGUGUUUGGCGUCACUAACCAAAUUAGAUAACCUGCCUGUAAAUGAGGAAUUUCUCUACAAAUCCUUAAAGUUGUGGUCACUUCGAAACUGUGAUAAGGAAGGGAAUGAUGUGAAUAAUACGGAAAAUAUUCGAAGCAUGAUGGGAGAUCUUUUACAUCAUGUUAGAUUCCCUCUCAUGCCAUUGGGAACAUUCCUGAAGUUAGCUGGGGACAACAUUCUAACAGACCAAGAAAAAGAUCAAAUGUCAAAAUUUAUUGCCGGUAUACCUGUUGAAAAUGCACUGAUUUUCCCAACAGGUCAUAGGACAAAGGACAUCACUAUCUAUAGAGGCACAGAUUAUCAUCCCUUCUGGAGGUUUUAUGAUUGAGAUUCAAAUUAUUGAAAAUGGAUCAGGAGAAUAGGAACUGGCAAGCUGGAAGAAAAGUUAUCGAAUGUAACAAGUACAUGUUAAUCAACCAAAUCCAGUGUGAUGUUACAUUCAAGGUGGGACUGGAGAAAAAAGAAGUAAAAGCACACCGAUAUGUUUUAGGCAGUAGGAGUUCAGUAUUUUAUACCAUGCUGUUCGGAAGUCUCUCGGGUAAUUCAAAUAACAUCGUUGUGCCCGAUAUUGAACCUGAAGUGUUUCAAGAUCUUUUCAGGUUCCUUUAUUACGAGGAAACAAACAUAAAUGAGGAAAGUGUCACUGGGACUCUGUAUGCGGCAGAGAAGUAUGGUGUAACGGACCUAAAAGAAGCUUGUAAUUUUUACCUGAAAAAUCACAUUAAUGAGGAGUCGGUCUGCGCCAUUAUGGAGAAUGCAAAGCUGUUUAAUUUAAAUGAUUUACUCACCAGAUGUAUUGACUUUAUAGUGCAGUCUGAGGCUACUGCUAAAACAGUUUUGCAGUCACAAGGCUUUCUCGGUCUGAAUAGAGAAUGUUUGUUGUCACUCUUAAAAUUAGAUACAUUGCCUGUAAAUGAGGAAUUUCUCUACAAGUCCUUAAGGUUGUGGUCACAUAAAACUGCGAAAAAGAUGGGAAGGAUGUGAAUAAUUCUGAAAAUAUUCGCAGCAUGAUGGGAGAUCUUUUGUAUCAAAUUGGAUUUCCUUUAAUGUCUUUAGAAACCUUUUGGAAGGAAGUUGCCGGGGACAACAUUUUGACAAACCAAGAAAAAGAUCAAAUUUCAAAAUGUAUCGUAGGGAUACCUUAUGGAGAUACAAUGCCUUUCUUAACAAUUCGUAAGAAAAAGGAUAUAGCUAUUUACAGAGGCACAACUUAUCAGGAUGUAUGGACUUUGAAUGGUGACAUAGACGCCAUCCAGUUUAGAGUCAAUAAAUCUUUGCACAUGCGUGGAUUAAUUUUGCUGGGAAGUUAUGAAACAAGUCCGUACACAUACACAAUAGGAGCAAAAAUAGUAGACAGUGACAAUGAAACAGUAGCAUGCUUUUCAGAGCAAUCUGUUACCAACACUGAAAGAGAAUUCCAAAUAAUCUUUGAUAAUCACUGCUUACUUAAAGCAAACCAGGAAUAUACAAUCUGGUUAAAGAUGAUUGGUCCCCAAAGCUACGCGGUGAGCAAUGGUCAACCCUGUGUCACAGAAAAUGGCGUCAAAUUUACUUUUAGGGAUAGCGAACUGAGUUCGAACAGCACCUCUACAACUAACGGACAAAUUCCUGGACUUCUUUUUAGUACAACGAUAACACAUGACUUGUGUUAAAAAUCGAGCAUCCAUUGUUAAUUUAAUUUGGAUAUGAUUUGGACGAACAUGUAUGUAACCUUAAAACAGUUUUCUUCUGAUUUGAUCACACCUUCCAGUUUCCUUUACAUCCGUCUAGGGCUACUUGAUUUUGGAGAUUCUUACACCAAUUGAAUUCAAAAUAUAUUUUAAAUACCUGAAUG
Messenger RNA from Saccostrea cuccullata (small rock oyster), 2500 nucleotides. Its product is annotated as BTB/POZ domain-containing protein 6-like. Gene Ontology annotation, cellular component: cytosol. The transcript has 5 exons. Gene Ontology annotation, biological process: neurogenesis. Bases 92 to 994 code for a protein of 300 amino acids. NCBI's taxonomy places the organism in Eukaryota, Metazoa, Mollusca, Bivalvia, Ostreida, Ostreidae. Gene Ontology annotation, molecular function: protein binding. The record is from RefSeq and is a predicted model, not a curated record.